AUGUGGUAUCGUAAUUCUGGCGGGGUUGUUAGACCGGCCAACGCCCAAGAAAUAUCCCCCGUCUCACGCACCGAAACUCGUUCUUCGGACCUCGAGUCCACACCUAGUGCCUCUACAACGGAGGAAGUCAUCGAUGUCAUUGACAAGUCGGUCCAGUCUGCUGGCCAUCUUUCCCUCAGCCGCGGGGCAGCCCCGGAUGCUAACACUUCAAUGGGCAAUGGCCCGGCCAUGGAUUCGUUCCAUAACGCAAUCGACGCUGCGCAAGAAGAAAAUGUUACUUCUUUGUUUCUUGAUCCAUCAUUUAGCGCCCCGGAUCCGCUCCUAGAUUUUGAUUGGCUAUUUGAGAAUGUACCAGCAAGCUUCGGUGCGACAGACGAGGAUGGCCUCACGGAUAUGAUUUCCCCGUCGCGAACAAGCACCUCCGAUAUGUCACCACCAUAUUUUCCCAUGAACUCACAAGCCAUUCGUUUUCCUUUGCCUCCAGACCCUUCAUCCUUUGCACCCUGGGCGCUUGUCCAGGGUAGAUUAUUCGAGGCCCUCCGGACUUUGCCUCAAGCGGUUCUGGCCUUACCAUUUUUUAUCCCUUCCAACUUGUCCCAUUUUUUCGAACUAUACUUCGAGAACUACCACCCGCAUUUUCCAAUUCUACACCGACCGACACUGGACCCGACUACAGCGCCAGCUUUGCUGAUUGCUGCAAUUGUGACCCUAGGAUCCACCUUAUCUAAUGAUGUCACUCAUUUCGAGACUUCAAUCCAGAUUCAUGACUCUCUUCGCUACAUUAUCUUCAAUCUUAUGAAAAGAGGUGUUUCAUAUGCCAUCGCUUACGAAGGAGACCUGAGUUUAGAACAGUCAUGGCGCCAAUGGAUCGAGGUUCAGUCGUCAAACCGUACUGCAUUCUUUGGGUUCGUCAUGGACGCACAGCAUAGUUUCAUGUUCGGUCAUACCUGUGUUCUGUCAGUUCAGGACGUACGCCUCCCACUGCCCUGUUCAGACUAUUUAUGGGAAUGUGGAAAUUGCCACGAUUGGAAUUCAAUGUAUCAGAAGAUGCCAGAGCCUCCAGGCUUUCUUCCUGUACUAAAACGGCUCAUUGCACGUGCUCCAAUUCCUCCCAACUGCACUGCCUAUGGUCGAUUAAUAUUACUUCAUGGUUUGUUUAGCGUCACUGCCCAUUUGAAAGCGAGAGAUUCAGUCACGCUUGGAGUUGGUGGCUCUCUGCCGCAUGGCUCCCGCCUAGCUGCCACUGAUGGAUGGAAAGAUACACUGGAAAAGGCUAUGGACACCUGGUCAUUUUGCCUUGUAUCGCGAAGCUCGUCACUGGCAUUAGAAGCCUCGAAGCCCCUACAUCGAAUGGCAUAUGUGGCUAUAUAUACUGAAAUAACAGACAUGCACGUAUUGGCCGGUGCGCCAUCUCUUCUCGGGAAUAUGCUUUCCGAGGCUGACUUUGCAGGGGCUACAACUCGGGUGCGGGCUUGGAGUGAAAGACAAGAAGCAAAGAGAGCAUUAUACCACUGUUUGCUUCUGGUCCAGGAGAUUCUAUUUACAGGAAAGCACUAUCGUGCCGCUCAAGACAAUCUUUCCCUACGACCUUGGUCUUUGUACCAUGCCGCGCUUAUUUUGUGGGCAUUCGGAUUUAUGUCGAAAGCAAAAGCGCCAGCCCCAAAGCAAGACAUCUCAUUGAGUGCCGAAGAAUAUCUUGUGCGAAUGUUGAUGUUGCUCCGUAGUGACGAUGAUGUUGGACCUGUAUCCCAACAGACAUCUGAGCUAUUAAAGGCGGUACAAGAAAGUUUGGAAGAUUGCCGUUGGGAGUUACUACGAGAAGCACACGAUACUCUUGGUCGCCUAGUUGCGAGUUCUACAUAA
This is a messenger RNA of Penicillium macrosclerotiorum, 1863 nucleotides long. RefSeq names its product Krueppel c2h2-type zinc finger protein. Lineage: Eukaryota; Fungi; Ascomycota; Eurotiomycetes; Eurotiales; Aspergillaceae. Gene Ontology annotation, molecular function: zinc ion binding; DNA-binding transcription factor activity, RNA polymerase II-specific; RNA polymerase II cis-regulatory region sequence-specific DNA binding. The coding region runs from base 1 to 1863 and encodes 620 amino acids. The record is from RefSeq and is a predicted model, not a curated record. Gene Ontology annotation, biological process: regulation of transcription by RNA polymerase II; DNA-templated transcription. The transcript has 2 exons. Gene Ontology annotation, cellular component: chromatin.